Molecule: messenger RNA, 1150 nt
Organism: Amphimedon queenslandica
Lineage: Eukaryota; Metazoa; Porifera; Demospongiae; Haplosclerida; Niphatidae
Product: PDZ domain-containing protein GIPC3-like
Exons: 6
Coding region: 102-1097 (331 amino acids)
Molecular function (GO): protein binding
Source: RefSeq, a predicted model, not a curated record
UGGUGGAGGAGAGAGCUCGACUAUACUUCUCUCAAAUGCAACCAUCCUCUGUACAUUAAAGACCUCCUACUCGCUGUUUUGCAGCAUUUGAAAAAGUAGUCAUGUUCAAGAGAAGGCCAUUGCAAGAUAGUGACAGACCCCACCACACUCCUCUCCCUCCUCCUCCUACCUCUUCCCUCCCUCCCUCCUCCUCUUCUCAUCGUCCCAUUCCUCCAAGACGAGAACUGGUCUUUCAUGCUCAGUUGGCCCAUGGGAGCUCCACUCAGGAUAUCAAAGACUUUUCAAAUGUUAAGGAGCUUUACGCUAAAAUUGCAUCCACUUUUGAGCUGGAGCCUUCGGAUAUUAUAUUCUGUACAUUGAAUACUCCAAAGAUAGACAUGUCAAGGCUGCUAGGAGGUCAGAUUGGUUUGGAUGACUUCAUAUUCACUCACAUAAAGGGAGAAACUAAAAACAUCACUUUAACGAAACAAGAAACCUCACUCGGUCUCACCAUCACUGAUAAUGGAGCUGGUAAUGCUUUUAUUAAAAGAAUAAGAGAAGGGAGUGUGGCCUCUCGGUCUCCUGAUGUUGCUGUUGGUGACAUGAUUGUAUCCAUUGAUGGGCGGAGUCUCAUUGGAGUCAGACACUACGAGGUUGCAAGAUUGUUAAAAGAACUUCCGAGAUACUAUAGUUUUGAUAUGACACUAGUGGAACCAAGAAAAGCAUUUGCUGUUGCUCCAAGAGGACUAGGUCAGUCUAACCCAAAGCCGGUUUCAAAACUAUUAGACGAUCCUUCUUCCUCUGUCUCUGACACUGCCUCUCUCUCCUCCUCCUCUAACACUGAGAGACCUCCAACCCUCAGACUAAAGUCGGACGGACAAGCAUUGAUAGAAGAAGCAAUGACUUCAUGGACUAAGCAAACUGUAGAGAGAGUGGACGAUCUACUGGAGAGUUUCAUGGGAAUCAGAGACAACCAGUUAGCUCAUGUUAUUGUUGAUUUAGCUCGGGAUAAGAGCAGUGUUGAUGAGUUUAUUGAAACUGUCGCAUCUUCAAGUUCACUGGGUCAUUUCCAAUUUCCUCCUGACUUCAUUACUGAACUGUGGAGUGUGAUACGAUGAGUGUAGAGAUAGAGAAAGAGUGGAGGAAGGUUUUAUAUUAUUUAUUUUUUACC